Thamnophis sirtalis is the source of this 2923-nucleotide messenger RNA. The record is from RefSeq and is a predicted model, not a curated record. Lineage: Eukaryota; Metazoa; Chordata; Lepidosauria; Squamata; Natricidae.
AGAGGGGAGCAACAGAAACAGACACUUGCCAGAUUUUGUACUAGCUGACAUUUCAGGAUGUCCCCCACCCCAAAACCAAGAGUCCUCUAAUGUGGAGGCAGAAAUGUGGCAAAUGUGGGCCCCCUUGCAUUGGCAUUGGGAUGCUGUGGCCAGUGCCAAGCAAAAGAGCUGCCGGGAUGGCAGUCCGGUCUUUCCAGGCCCACUUCCAUGGGGCAGACCAGGCUUUGUGUGACUGCUAGAGAAUGAUUGUGUUGUCCAGUCAGUUGCUUUUACUCUGUCAGUUGUGGAUGCAGUGAGUUUGCCUUUCUGUUUCUUAGUGGAAAGCGUUGCCCUGAUCCAGAGAGAUGCUGCACCUGACACGGGACCAGUGGGCAAUGGGUGGGCAGUGGCAUAGUGUCCCCCACUCGCAUUCCAGGAUUUGAAGACAUGCUGGAGGAAGCAGUUUUACCAAGCAAGCUCUGAUGGUGUGGGAGGCAGUUGCUCUCAGGCCAUUUUUUCCAUCAAAACGUUCAGUUGGUUCAGCUGCCUCAAGAACCGUGGCCAGGAUCUGGUGGAGAAUCUGAAAGAGUUGUAGGGGCCGCAGCUGCAAGGAUGCCGUCUUUCCAGCCUCUGCAGCUACCCCACAUCUGGGACCUUGGCCUGGAGGGGACGUUCCUCAAUGACGUGCUCUACAAGAAGGCCACCUUCCUCAACCUGGUGGACCCCAUCUCCCAUGACCUCCUGAUGAGCCUGGCCAUGGACCUGCAGUGCCCCAAAAAGGAAUAUGAUCCGUGGAAAUCCUCCGACCGGAUCUGCCGGCAACUGAUCUACCACUUGAGUCCACAUUCCAAAUGGCAUCAAUCUGGGCUGCCCCAUCACAAAUCCCACAGCAGUCUGAAGAGCAGCCUGCAGAAGAAGCUCAGCCAGGAAGCCAUCCAUCUCUCCGGGGUCCCUCUCUCCCCACGCGACAUCCAGCAUCUGGCCAGCUACCUGCAGGACAGUGGGGACCACCUUCUCACCGUCGACCUGAGUUUCACCGACCUGAAGGAUGAGGAGAUGCGCUUCCUGAUGCCUUUCCUGUGGUCGCUGCCCAGCCUCACCCACCUCUCCCUCAAUGGGAACCACUUGACCCGAGCCACUGUGAAGGACCUCACCGACACCAUGAAGGACAUGGCCAAAUUUCCCUCCUUAGCCUGGAUCGAUCUGGGCAACAACGUGGAUGUCUCCUCCAUGCCGCAGCCUCUGCUUGUUGGCCUACGGAAGCGACUCAGCCAGCAGACCACGCUGCCCACCAUUUACGAAUCCUUGGGCUGCACUUCCGAGGCAUCCAGCGAGCCUGAGACCAGCCUGCUGGAGGAGGAGGAAGAUUUGCAAGGGGAAGAGGAGAUCCCGCCAGUGGCCAAGCACCGCUUCCACCAGCAGUCAUGUGAAAGGUGACUGGAGGUGGAGGUAUCCUCUAGAAGACUGAAACCACUGCAGUGGAAGCUCUGAUGGAAGAGAUGCCGCACCAGGCCUCACCUGCCCACUUCCUUGAGCCCUUCCUAACUUUUCUGACUUGCUCCCCUUACCCCGUCCUCUUCCUCCUAGCCGGGUUUUCUCACAUGCACCAAAUCAGGCCAGUUACUUACCAUGAUGCCACAAAAGGAGACCAUCCGGAGAUGCAGGGGGUGGCUGUUGUGGGGAGGCGCAUGGAGCAAGCCAGCCCUGGGCCCAUCCUUUCCCAGCUGUGCUGGGUCCACAGGCCCAGAGAGCCGUGAGAGAAUGACAUGGAAAGACUGAAUGGAGGCCGAGACAGCACCAGGAUGGCACAGCUCGCCUCCUCCCCCUCCUCCCCUCUGAACAAAGGGUGGCGGAAUGUGAGGCAUGCCGGUGUCUGCAGCCCAGACAUGUGACUGAUGGCACUGCAGGAACUCAAGGGCAGCUGGACAUGGGUUGUGCAGGUGUUUGUCAGGGGGGGGGAGGCUGUUUGAAGCAUCCCCUUCCCCCCGUGUGUUUCUGCUCUUCGUGGACGUCUGCAUUCAAAGGCCUCUGUGCUUUCUGCUAUCGGGCUGGGUUGGGAGCUCUGCUUUAUGCCCAGGAGGAAACAGUAACCUGGGCAAGCCCAGUUCAGCAGAAAUACCUUAGGGUGUGUGAUUUGUGAUAGUAAAUGACUUUCAUGGAGAGGAUGAAAACAUUGUUCAGCACUUUGUUGGGCAAUUAUUUGGCAGAGCUGCAGAAGCCUUGUGUUCUCUAGAAACUCCUGUUGAGAUGUUCCCAACCUGUUUCUUCAUUCUGGGUGUUCCCUCCUUUUGCCACCAUUUCAUUCAAAAGGAAGAAUGUGCACAUUUUCAACUGUGCCUUGGUGCCAGAGAAGAGCUUUUCUCAUCCAUCUAGUACAAGGAUGCUUGGAUUUAACAUCUCUUGCAAGGAAGACCAGCAACCUUCCUUCAUGGAGAAAGGAGAAAUUGGCUCUCCUCCAUUUAAUAAUAGAAAAAAGCCUCUCCCCCAUAAUCAAUCUGGGGUAUAUUAGACACAAGUGGGCUUGCAAAAUGCAUCAUUCAAUUAGAGAUUAAUAUCUGUGGCUCAGACUCGAGAGAGAAAACAGGACACUCUGAAGAAUCUUUUAAGACAAAAUGAACUCCCAGAGAACUUGGGCCAUGUGAUGAGGAUUCAAAGCACCCUUUCUGCUCCUGGUUGGUUUCAUUACAAAGUGUGGCCAUUUAUGCACACCUUUGGGGUUCCUUCCACACAAGCCCCCUUUUGGAAUCCAUAUCCUGUAGAUAAAAAACUUUUAUGAUGCAAAUAAAGUCUCUCUCUCCCCCUCAAAAAUGCAAUUUUCUAAGCCUUGGGCAGCCAUUCUUGAACACCUGAAAGGCUUAUUAGAAGUCUCUGAUAAUAAUUUAAGAGAUUGGGCUUCGAGGGGAGGAGCUGCCGCCGUCGGGAGCUUAAUAAAGCUCCUGCCAGG